Molecule: messenger RNA, 3262 nt
Organism: Homarus americanus (American lobster)
Lineage: Eukaryota; Metazoa; Arthropoda; Malacostraca; Decapoda; Nephropidae
Gene: Pfdn5
Product: prefoldin subunit 5-like
Exons: 5
Coding region: 39-563 (174 amino acids)
Biological process (GO): regulation of DNA-templated transcription; protein folding
Cellular component (GO): cytoplasm; prefoldin complex
Source: RefSeq, a predicted model, not a curated record
AUAGUGAAAAAGUAAUUCAGUGUAAACAAAUAUUCAUCAUGGCUUCCAGCAAAGGCUCCGGGCCGCAAGUAAUUGACAUUUCCAAGCUAAAUUUGGAGCAAUUGACGGCAUUAAAAAAUCAACUUGACCAGGAGCUACAGUUUUUCAAUGAGUCGCUGCAACAGUUGAAAAUUGCCCAGUUGAAGUUCAGUGAGUCUGGAGAAUGUGUGGAGAAGGUAACACCAGAAACUAAAGGGAAGGAAAUGUUGGUACCUCUCACGAGUUGCAUGUAUGUUCCUGGCACAAUAGCCGAUGCUGAGAAGUUACUCAUUGACAUAGGCACAGGCUAUUAUGUUGAGCGGGAUGUAAAUGGUGCCAAGGACUACUUUAGCAGAAAGGUCAAAUUUGUGACUGAACAAAUGGAGAAAAUUCAAAAAAUAGCAUCUGAGAAAAGCAAGCUAAGAGAAGUUGUUAUGGACAUGAUGGAAGUGAAACUUGAUCAGCAGUUAGCAGUGAUACAGCAACAACAGGCUGAGGCAGAGGCAGCAAAGGCUGCGGCUAAGGCAGCUGAAGAAGAAAUGUGAUAGUAAAUAACUUUUUUUGUCAUCGUCCGUAAUAUAUAAAUAAUGCAAUAUUUAAUUAGGCAUCCUUUUUAUUUACGUCUUAGGUACAUCAAUCUGUAUUUGGGCACGACAUUUCAUUUUGCUAUCAACUAAUAUAGGCAAAAAAUUAUAUGGUAAUCAGUAUUUGGCUUACAGAAGCUCAGCUUACAAUAUUAAAGUUUCCUGUGGAAAAGAAUGUCUCAUUCUCUAGUGAUUCUCAUGAGAAUAUUCAGUACAGGCAGUCCCUGAGUUAUGACCGUCCAACUUACGAACAGGAUCACAAUACCUGUACAGUCUUUGCCAAAAAAAUUUAAAUUAAAAUUCCAUUUUUUACAUUUUCAUUAUUCUAUACUGUAUUGUUUAACAUCACAUACAGCUGUUUUCUCAGUCCACUGGGAGCUUGAACACAUACAGGAGGUAGCUCCCACACAUGAAUGGGUUUAUUAAACACCAUUUUGAGGCCUCUCGCCAGUCGGACGCAUCAAUGAUGUGUAAGACUGGUGAGAGAGACCGCAGAAAUGCAUUUAAAAAGCCCAUUCAUGUGUGGGAGCUAGCUCCUGAAUGUAAUGACAGAGAAAAUGGCUGUUUAUUUACAUUAUUUGUUGUGUGGGAUAUUAUUGUUGUUUUGUAUGGGAAGGUUCCAGGAAUGUAUACCUGUCGUAAGUCGGGGACUGCCUGUAUGCAGGCACUCCCCGGGUUACGAAUGAGUUCCGUUCCCAAGGACAUUCUUAAGUUGAAACACAUACCAUAUGUGCAUACCGUACUUAUAAAACAGUGUUUAAAAUCCCACUAUAUUGUAGUCUGUCCUUAUAUACAUCUAAAAUCACUUAAGAGAAAUGACAAAAUGCAGUAAAAAAAAAAUGAGUCCUCAGGUAAAUAAAAUACUGUAAAUUUAAAGUUUGACCCUAUCGGACCUCGUUCGUAACCCGGGGACUGCCUGUAUAGGUCAAAUGGUUUUUAAGUCGUCUUAUAAAACUAAAUAUAUUAAAAGAAAAAGAUGCAUGCAGCCCUAUUUUCCUUUGUCAUUGAAUAAGAAAUCUGUGUUAAUAAUGUUUGUUGGUUGUGUAUUUUAUUGAAAAAUUAAUGUUGAUAUGGCUUUACUUAAUGAAUUUAUUGUUUGUUUUUAUUAAUUUUAUAUUCAUCUUUUUGCCUCAACUUCUAUUAGUAAACUUCAAAGUCUUAUGCCUUUGUAAAUUACCCUAACCUAUGGGAUAUUGAAAUAAUUUAUAACAUCAAAUAAUUUAUUCUAUCCCGUAAGCCAACAAAAUGGUAUUCUAGAACAGUUGAUACUAUAGCAUUAAGGUUUUACAUAAAAACUCUACAGUAUUUACAGAGAUGAUGCUUCCUGUCCCUCACUACCUGCAUUAUAAAUUCUUACCCAAAACAGAGGAGCCACCUGCAUGGGGGUGCUAUUCAAAAGGUGCUGCUUCCUAACAGAUUAUCAUAUACCUGUCAUGGAAAUGUCUUACUCAUAAAUUAAGACCUCUGAAUUCUGAAAUGCAUGCCAAGCCAUGCCUUUAUCUAAGCAGCAUUAACAAAUAUUACACAUGAUAACAUCAGCCACUGACAUGGUCAGCCAAUACUUCAAUAUUUACAAUUGCUCCAAAACACAAUCUCACUCUGUGAUUAAAACACUGAAACAGGCUUAUUAGGCUAAAAAUGCUAUUAUACAGUGAGCUGAGGGACAGCCAUGUGACAGUUCUGCGAUAAUAUGCCCUGGGGUAUUACAUCAAUAAAGCUCAUUAUUUGCCUCCACAAACAAAGUCCUCACUGAGGUAAAACCUAUGGAAAUGUGUGGCUAAGUAUGUCACAAACCUAACGUGAAUCUACUGUUGCUCCCACGGGUAACAACAGUGGUGGGUAAAUGAAGUUCAUGAGCAUGAAAAAACAAAACAGUCCUGUGGCACUACCCUCUAUGAAGGAAGGAGGCAGAGUGAAUUAAGUGGCACCACACCUGCAACUGAAAUCACAAGUUCAUGUGUAAUAUGAGUUGGGGUACAACAUAGGAGAGCUAAGUCCCUCCAUGUACAAGGUGUCACACAAUACUUUCCUCCACAUAAUGUUUGAUACUGAUGGACAGCUGAUAACAGCAUUACAUGAUAUAUGCAUAUAAUGCAAGCAUUAAAAUAUAUGGAGUGAUUACUUGCCACAGCCCUGUUAUAGUGCAUGGAUAUAGCUCAUUCAAUAUAAAUAUUUAACAAAAUCAUGAGAAACUUUGAGAAAGGACAUUAUAGAUUGCCAGUAGCACAAUACCUUCAUUACAAUAAAUGACUGUGUGGACAAUUCACUAAUUGACAUUGAAAAUAAUGAUUUUACUUUAAAAUUGGACUUUGUAUUAUGUACUAAAGAUUUUUCUAGGGACCUGAAAGACUAAAUGGGUUAAAUCAGAUUAAUGAAAUGAGGUUGUCAAUUUCUGUUGUAAUAAUAACCUGACCCUACUUAGUAUGAAGAAAUACUUCUUGAUAAAAUCCCUAUGCUCGUACAAAUUUUUUGCAUUUUGAACACGUUUCCCUGAAACAGUGGACAAUAAAAUGUCGAUAUAACAUUUCUGAGAAAGCUCUGAAAAAUGCUGAAACAAAAGAGUCUAAAUUAUCUAUGUAUUCCAUAACACUAAAACCAUUUUGAUUAAGAUAUGUGAUAUGAAUUUUUGUUACAUUGUUCAAUAAAGAUGUGAACUGAGA